AUGGCAAAACAAUGGCUUGUGGUUGGAGAUGAAGAAGAAAAAGAGGGAGGGCAAUUUGGUAAUAGCAUCCUUUGUACUCUUGAGAACUCCACAAUCGCUAACCGUUUUACUUUAAGGCAUGGAUUGGAAAUUCUCAAACAAGACCACCAAGCAUCUUCUUCUGAGCUGCUUUCUAGUGCAAAAUUGAUGGCUGAGGCGGCAAAAAGUUCAUUCAAUCAUGAAUCUGACAAGGUAGACAAGGGCAGAGUUGCUGGUGCUGCUGCAAAUCUUCUUGAUGCGGCUUCUCACUAUGGCAAACUGGAAGAGAAGAGCUUUGGUAAGUAUGUAGAAAAGGCUGAGAAGUACCUUCAUCAGUACGGCUCUUCACAUUCCACCACCACCACCACCACCGCUAACGCAGCUCCCAAUUCUGCCCACCAUGCAUCCCCUGCCACCGCACACUCAUCGUUUGCUUCUAGUGAUGAUGAUGGGAAAUCUGGAAGUGGGUACGGAGACUACUUCAAGAUGGCUGAAGGUUUCUUGAAGAAGCAUUAAAGUUAAUCAAGUAUCUAAGUGUGUACUUAGUGUUUGGUGAUUUGUGAAAAUAGUUUGUGGUCUUUCUUAAUUUCCUGUUUUUAUGUCAUUAUAAAAUCUGUAGCAUGCUAUUAGCUUGUUCUAUAACCAUGUUGAUGUUAAGCUAUUUUUAUUUUACUUUGAACAACUGGUUUCUGAUUAGUAGAAUCAUGAAGCAAAGGUUGGAUUGAAUUUGGAUAUAAACUUGUUAUUUCA
Messenger RNA from Pistacia vera, 768 nucleotides. RefSeq names its product nodulin-related protein 1-like. NCBI's taxonomy places the organism in Eukaryota, Viridiplantae, Streptophyta, Magnoliopsida, Sapindales, Anacardiaceae. Gene Ontology annotation, biological process: regulation of abscisic acid biosynthetic process; response to heat. The transcript is spliced from 2 exons. The coding region runs from base 1 to 534 and encodes 177 amino acids. The record is from RefSeq and is a predicted model, not a curated record.